Molecule: messenger RNA, 3173 nt
Organism: Cricetulus griseus (Chinese hamster)
Lineage: Eukaryota; Metazoa; Chordata; Mammalia; Rodentia; Cricetidae
Source: RefSeq, a predicted model, not a curated record
GGCUUCGCGCCGCCUGCAGCUCGGGUUGCGCAAACGGCAGAGGGAGGAGCCGGAGCCCGAGGUCCGGCCAACUAGAGGAGGGGAAGGCGGAGCUUGAGUCUCAGUAGAAGCCUAGGCUCUGCUUGCUCUGUAGUUUCCCCGGAGAGAGGCAGGAGCAGGAUCCUGAGCGAUCACAGCCCGCCGAGCAUCCUCUCCAGCAUCCCGAGCCCGGGAGUGCAGGUGUGCGGGAGAAGCCAUCUAGUGCCAGAAAGUCCAUUCCAAGUAUACAAGUCUCAACUGGCUCACUUACUUGAAACCAUUCCAGGAUGGCUUAUUUUGGAGUGUUCUCUUUACUGGCUAUACAAAGUGUGGUGAUAGGGGCUACUUUCCCAGAUGAAACCAUAGCUGAGUGGUCAGUAAAUAUGUAUAACCAUCUUCGAGCCACUGGAGAAGAUGAAAACAUUCUCUUUUCUCCACUGAGCAUUGCCCUCGCAAUGGGAGUGAUGGAGCUUGGGGCUCAAGGAUCUACUUUGAAAGAAAUCCGCCAUUCAAUGGGAUACGAUGGCCUGAAAAAUGGUGAAGAAUUUUCUUUCCUGAAAGAUUUUUCUAACAUGGUCUCUGCCGAAGAAAGACAAUACGUGAUGAAAAUUGCCAAUUCCCUCUUUGUGCAAAAUGGAUUUCAUAUCAAUGAUGAGUUCUUGCAAAUGAUGAAAAAGUACUUUAAUGCAGAAGUUAAUCAUGUGGAUUUCAGUCAAAAUGUAGCUGUGGCCAACUACAUCAAUAAGUGGGUGGAGAAUUAUACAAACAGUCUGUUGAAAGAUUUGGUAUCUCCAAGGGACUUUGAUGCUGUCACUCAUCUGGCCCUCAUCAAUGCUGUGUACUUCAAAGGGAAUUGGAAAUCACAGUUUAGACCUGAAAAUACCAGAACUUUUUCCUUCACUAAAGAUGAUGAAAGUGAAGUACAGAUUCCAAUGAUGUAUCAACAAGGAGAAUUUUAUUAUGGGGAAUUUAGUGAUGGAUCCAACGAGGCUGGUGGCAUCUACCAAGUUCUAGAAAUACCCUAUGAGGGAGAUGAGAUUAGCAUGAUGCUGGUACUGUCCAGACAGGAAGUUCCACUGGCCACACUGGAGCCUCUGCUCAAAGCACAGCUGAUUGAAGAAUGGACAAACUCUGUUAAAAAACAAAAGGUGGAAGUAUACCUUCCCAGGUUCACAGUGGAGCAGGAAAUUGAUUUAAAAGACAUCUUUAAAGCCCUUGGAGUCACUGAAAUUUUCAUCAAAGAUGCAAAUUUGACUGCCAUGUCAGAUAAGAAAGAGCUGUUCCUCUCCAAAGUUGUUCACAAGUCCUUCAUCGAGGUUAACGAAGAAGGGUCAGAGGCAGCUGCAGCCUCCGGAAUGAUUGCAAUUAGCAGGAUGGCUGUGUUGUACCCUCAGGUUAUUGUGGACCACCCAUUUUUCUUCCUUAUUAAGAACAGGAAAACUGGUACAAUCUUGUUCAUGGGACGAGUCAUGCACCCUGAAACGAUGAACACAAGUGGACAUGACUUUGAGGAACUUUGAAUGCUGACAUUUGAAGAAAAAGAAAGCAGUAAUAAAGCACAUUUUGUUUGCAAUUGGUAUAUAGUUAGGAUUGUCGCUUUACAGCAUUAUUUAAGGUAAUAUUUAAAGUAGUUCCGAGUAGAAGUAAUACAUGUGACCUAUAAUUCAGCCUGUCAAGAAAUGUUACCAGUAUUAAAAUUAUGGUCCUGUUGUGUCAUUGUGUCUGUUGUACUGUUGUUUAAAAUAAAAGUAUAUAUUGCGCUUGUGAGCAUUUUUUUUCACUUUGGAGGUAGUUGUAGUCUGCAACACCACUAUAGCUGAAAUUUGGAAACUGUGUUGUUUCUUUAGGAAUUGUACAACGUAAAUGAUCCUGCAACGUAAAAUGUAGAAACUGCUGUUUCUGAGUGUCUUCAUAAUCAUGCAGAAUGAACACCAAAGUGAGCAGCAUACAUGUAGAUAAUAAGCAAUAAUGUGAAGUGGAGACAAGUAAGCCACAAAAAUUGGAACUGUCAUUUACUGUAGGGCUCCAUAGCAAAACUUUUAGGAAAAAUUUGGGCUAUGUAAAGCCUAUAGAUGUUACUGAUUUGUGUCUAUACUGUAGUUUAUUCCUUUUAAGUAGUCACUAACCUGUUAUAUUUAUUUUUUAAAGUUUGAUUAGCAUCUGUGUGCCACAUGACUCUGGUAACAAGCUCAAACAUCAUAUUAGCCCCUCCUGAUGACAUCAAGGGGUCCUGUGAAUAGAUUGACUUGUACCAUUUAAGUAUGAUACUUCUUUUGAUGUUACCAGAAAGAUGAAAUCACCCAGUGGCACAUUUCCUAGAAUAUAUCCAAGGCAUCAAGUGAUACAUUGAUAUACCAGCUACUUAGAUGUCUUUACUUUAUAGAAAAAUCACCGGUCAAUGCAUCAUAUGGAAUUAGUGCAUCUCAAACUCAGUGUGUGAUGCUGUCACCUGGUCAGUUAUUACAAAUGCAGGUUCUUAUCCAGGAUGUUUAAGAUAAUAUGGGGACAAUACCUUUUUAACAAGCUCCCAAAUGAUGUCAUGGGUGUUGGAACUUGGGCUUUGCUGUUUGUCAUUGGGGUAGCAAAAUUCUACUUACUGUAAGUAUCACAUGUUUGAUAUUAAUAUGAAUACAUGAAAAAAACCUUUAAUUUUCACUGACUGAACUUGGAGGGAACCAGGAUGGGAGCAGGAUGUCAUCUGUGUUAAUAAUACAAUGCCCUUGUCAAGAAUUAGUGUGACUCUAAAGUUUUUUUAAGAACAUACUAUAGAUAAAUGUGAGAUUCUUCUGCAUAUUACAACACUUGAAAUACAGUCUUUAAAAAUAUGGAGACAUUUAUAGGCAAUACCCUUGAAAGAAUUUAUGAAUAUCCAAGGACACAGUAUUUAACAGUGAAUCUUUUACAGCUUAAAUUUUCAGAAGACUUGCAGUUUAUUCAUAAAUCUUGAUGUUAUUGUAGAAUAGUGUUCUUGUUUUCAUUUAUAAUUUAUGUAGCUGUGAUGGCUGAUGUUGAUUCAGCAUUCACAUUUUAAGCUAAGACAGUAUUUGUCACUGUAUCCUUCUUGUGAAUAUUACUCAUGUGGCUAUGCCUAUGUGUUCAUCAGUUAACUAAAUGUAUUGCCUGUAAGGAAGAAUAAACAUCAUUAUGCAAUCACA